CCCCGCGAAAAGCCGGCGUUUUUCCUUGACCUUCGGUAUCCGGCGUGUACAGUCAUAAUCCAUAUAUAUAAUAUGUAAAUAUAAAAUGCUCUGCCCUCCAGACAGGAUCCCCUCUUCAUUCUGGCAGCUCCAACUCAGCCCAAACGUCAUGUCUUUGUCCUCGCCACUCCCAGAUGUUCUCCUCAACAGCAGGACGAACGAUGGUGUGAAAUAUGGUAAAGAGCUGCUUAAAGAGUUCCUGAUUGAUGACCAGUACCGUAACUUGAACCAUGGAUCAUUUGGGACGUACCCACGCGCCGUUCGCGAUGCGAUGCGCUCCUUUCAAGAUCAAUCCGAAGCGCGGCCAGACGAAUUCAUACGGUACACGUACCCGAGACUCUUGGACAAGUCUCGGGAGGGGAUAGCCAAGAUCGUCAACGCACCGGUAGCUGAGAUCGUAUUCGUCCCCAAUGCCACAACCGGCGUCAACACCAUGCUGCGGUCCAUCCCGUACGAAGCUGGAGAUUAUAUACUGUAUUUCUCGCCCAUCUAUGGGGCCUGCGAGAAGACGAUCGCGUUUCUCUCAGAAACUACGCCUGUCAAGUCUACCAGAGUGGAGUUCACAUUUCCGGUUGAAGAUGACUGGGUGGUCGAUGCUUUCAAGAGCCGGGUCCAAGAAGUAGCAGCGUCAGGCGGGAGAGUCAAAGUCGCUUUGUUCGACACGGUAGUCAGCAUGCCAGGCGUUUGCUUUCCCUACAAGCAGCUUACCCAAGCGUGCAAAGAGCUCGGGGUUCUGUCUUGUAUCGAUGGUGCGCAUGGUGUCGGUAAUAUCGAAUUGGAUCUCCGUGCUCUAGACGCAGAUUUCUUCACGAGCAACUGCCACAAAUGGUUCCAUGUUCCCCGAGGCUGUGCAAUUCUGCAUGUGCCAAACCGGAAUCAGCAUCUCAUCCGAUCUACGCUUCCGACAUCACAUGGGUUUAUUCCAUUGACAGGGAAUAUCGCUAGUCCUUUACCUCCAUCUGACGAACCCAGAAGCGCUUUUGAAAACAACUUCCAGUUCGUGGGCACCAUCGACAAUUCCCCAUAUCUGUGUAUUCCAGAGGCCAUCAGAUGGCGCGAACGAUUAGGUGGCGAGAAGGCGAUAAGGCAAUAUUGCCACACGUUAGCCCAACAUGGAAGCCGACGAAUUGCUCAGAUUCUCGGAACUAAGAUUAUGGAUAACAGUUCAGGGUCGCUAACGCAGUGUACGAUGGUCAACGUUUUGCUUCCUAUAGAUCUGGGCGCGAUAAAAGCGUCAGCUGUCAAAGCAGGGAUCGAGCCUGGUACUGUAGGAUUGGAAGUCAGGAACUGGUUGGCUCAGACGAUGGUCAAAGAGCACGCAACAUUCAUACAAACACUAUUCGCCGAGGGGCAGUGGUGGGCGAGACUCAGUGGACAAGUGUAUUUGGAUAUGGAUGACUUCGAGUGGGCGGGCAAAGUUUUGGAACAAGUGAGCGAGAGAGCGAACAAAGGCGACUGGGCGAAGGCGAAGAGCGUCACUUGA
Periconia digitata is the source of this 1522-nucleotide messenger RNA. NCBI's taxonomy places the organism in Eukaryota, Fungi, Ascomycota, Dothideomycetes, Pleosporales, Periconiaceae. The record is from the annotation of a GenBank genome assembly.